This is a messenger RNA of Closterium sp. Naga37s-1, 1281 nucleotides long. The record is from the annotation of a GenBank genome assembly. NCBI's taxonomy places the organism in Eukaryota, Viridiplantae, Streptophyta, Zygnematophyceae, Desmidiales, Closteriaceae.
AUGGCUGCUCAUCGAGUGGCGCACCUCUCUGCUCCCGCCGCGCGUGCUACGCUCACCCGUCAACGACACGCACCCCUCCUUCCAAGGCUUCCCGAAGCGCGGUCGCCGGUCUGUAGUGCGAGGCUAGACUACGUCACGAGCAGAGCCACCAGAUUUAGCUUCGCACCUAUCACAGAUGCCACCGUGUUCAACGGCGUCGCAAGCAGCCUCGCAUCUUCCCGGCCAGCUUUAAUAGUUUCUCGCCGAUGGCGCGUUUCCGCGAGCUCGCGGAGUGAUGGAGCGAGCGAAGGCGGUCAGGGGAAGAACGAUCGGAGUGGCGACGGUAGCGAGAAGAAGGAGGGGAACGGGAAUGGCGGGGCAGCGGGAGACGCGGAGAUGCAGCAGCUGUUGGCGGACAUGAUGCAGCUGCAAUCCGAUAAGGCGCGUGUGGUCACAUUGUGUGCGCUCACAUUGUGCUCAGCUUGUGCUCACCGUGUGGUCACAUUGUGCGCAGUGCUGCUUCUCAUUGAACGAUGCGCUGCAUACUUGGUACGCGUGGAGUCCUUUGUAGAGGAGAGGACGCAGCUGCUGACGGGGAUUGCUGAGUCAGCAUCAGCAGAGUAUGCGAGGAUUGCCGAAGAGGCGAAGCGGGGCAUGGAAGAGGCAAGCAGCAAGGUGCUGCAGCAGGUGGAUGCAGAGGCAGACGAGUUUGAGCAGCAGCUGGCAGCAGCGCGGGCAGACAUGGAGCGCAGCGAGCGCGAGUUUGACGAGUUUGAAAAGUCCGUGGAGGAGAGGCGCAACUCGCUGCUCUUCUUCAAGCAGCUCUACCGCCGACCCUCCGAGUCCUCGCCUCCUGCUGCUGCCGCUGGUUCACGCGGCUCAGAACCUGCAAGCCGAGGCACGAGGGGAUUUGAUUCGUCGGAUGACUCCUCGUCAUCUUCAGCAUCGCUGCAGCCCCGCACUCAAACACCCCCUUCGGCUUCGUCCUCGCGAUCUGUGCAAUCGCUGCCCUCGUCCAAUGCGGCGCUCUCUCGCAAGGAGCAAGCACUGAAGGCAGUACCAGAGCUGUUCUCAGCGAAUCAAAGGGCGGCUGCAUCGCCGUUUCGUCACAAGGUGUAUGCUGCCCUUGUGGCUAUAUCAGGGCUCUCUCUAGUGCAGGCGGUCACGCAUGAACCCAAGGAGUGGCUGCAGGUGGCUGCUAGUGGGCUUGUGUUCUCCGCACUGCUGGUGCAAGCACUGUAUGAACGAUCGCUUGCAGGAAAUGGUAAAGUUGAUGAGAGAGAUACUGGUCGCAACAAGUAG